Molecule: messenger RNA, 2985 nt
Organism: Papaver somniferum (opium poppy)
Lineage: Eukaryota; Viridiplantae; Streptophyta; Magnoliopsida; Ranunculales; Papaveraceae
Exons: 6
Coding region: 1-2985 (994 amino acids)
Source: RefSeq, a predicted model, not a curated record
AUGGGAUCUGAAAAUACUUUUGUUUCAAGUAAUUCUUCAAAAACUGUCUUUAUUUCUGAUAAAUUGAUUGAUGAUAGUUUGAAUAAAUUGAGAUUUAUUUUAAUAGGUCGAUUGGAUUUAGUCAAGUUGAAAUUAUUUGUGGAUGAAGCAUCUUUAAGAGGUCAAUGGAAACUUAAGGGUAACUGUCAGUUCAUUCCGAUUGGCAAAGGUUUUUUCAUUAUUAAGUUAGACAAUGGUGAAGAUAUGAAAUUAAUCUAUGAAGGUUUCUGGGAAGUUGAAACUCAAAUCCUUAGACUCAAAUUUUGGGAAAGGGAAUUUAAACCAGAAUUACAGAAAACCUCUACUGCAUUUGUAUGGGUUAUAUUUCCAGGAUUAUGUAUUGAAUAUUGGAAAGAAGACAUACUUAUGGCAAUGGGUGCUGCAAUUGGUAGACCAAUUCGAAUUGAUGAUGCUACUUUGAAGAAGGAAUUUGGCUUUUAUGCUAGUAUUCUAGUUGAAAUUGAUCUGGCAAAAGCUAUUCCUAAUAAAGUUUGGAUUGAAUCAAAGUUUGGUAAAUUUGAACAAGAAAUCAAAAUACCAAAGCUUACUAAAUACUGUAACCAUUUUAAAUUCAUUGGUCAUUAUGUUGCUGAGUGUAGAAAUAAAAGAAAAGAGUAUGUUCAUAAUGUGCAUAAACCUAAGCAGCAAUGGAGAUAUACUCCCAAGAAGAAUACCAGUCUGAACACUGGUGGUUUUGAUAUUUUUUAUACUUCUCAGCAAAUAGAUAAUAAUAUUGGGGAAGUGGAACUUGUAACUCAAGUCUUAUCUAUUACUGGUUCAAAUGAAGAUCAAAAUGAGAAGAAUGAAGGUUUUAAUGGUAAUCUGGAAUCUCCAAUGGAAUUUCCAGCUAUUUCAAUUGAUAAAAUAAUUGAUGUUGGAAGUAGUAUUCCUUCCUUGAAUAAUGUAGUAGGUGUAAUCCCAUCUUCAAAUUUGGAAGCUUCGGAUGAAGAGGUUACUGCUCAACUUUUAUCUAAUAUUAACUCUGAGGUUGGAAAAGUGGGUGAAUGGAAGGAAGUCUCCGAUGUAGUUGAAAAGCAUGAUCAAGCUUUUUCUAAAAUUGUUUCAAAACCAACUAAAGCUGAACCAAAAGUUAAAGCUUCUAGAAGUAUUAUUAAGAAAUUACAUUUACUUGGUAUGAGUAAGAUGAUACUUCAUAAUUCAAAUGGGAAUUUAAAAGGAAAUAUAUGGUUAUUUUGGCAUUCUUCAGUUACUACUCCUUCUUUGAUUUCUUCUUCUAAACAAUGUAUUACUGUUCAAGUUGGUGAGGUUUUAGUUAAUGGAGUUCAUGCUGAAUGUCUUACUAUAGACAAAAGAAUUUUAUGGUCUGAACUUUUAACUGUCAAUGAAAUGAAGCUGUCAUGGCUAGUGAUUGGUGAUUUCAAUGUGGUUCUUACUUGUGAAGAGAAAAAAAGGAGGUGUGGCAAGAGGAGAAUUUUAUGUGAUUUCGAUAAAGCAUUUUAUAAUCUUACAUGGCUGGAGAAAUUUGAAGGUUGGUGCUAUAAAGUGGGAGUUAGGGGUACAUCAGAUCAUGGUCCUCUUCUAGGUGGAGUUGUUAAUGUUUCCAGACCAACCAACAUUCCUUUUAAGUACCAAUCAGUGUGGACUUCUCAUCCUAGUUUUCUUAAGUUAAUUCAAGACUCAUGGUGGCAAGUUUGUGAAGGAAAUCCUGCUUUCUGUUUUAUGCACAAAUUAAAAAGAUUGAAAAACAUUCCUAAACAAUGGAAUUGGGAGGUUUUUGGGGACUUGGAACUUAAAGUAAAGAACACUGAAAAGGAAGUUCUUAAUGCUUUUUUAGAAUCUGAUGCUGACCCUGAGAAAAUAGAUUUACUUGACAAGCUAGUUACAGCAAGAGGUAAAUAUGAAAUUGCUUCACAACAAUACAAUGAACUGAUGAGAGCUAAGUCUAAAGUCAAAUGGGUCAAAGAAGGUGGUGCUAAUACAAAUUUCUUUCAUACUACAAUGAGGAUGAUAAGAACUUUUAAUCAUAUAUCAGAAUUAGAAAAUGAUGAAGAUAACUUGUUUACGGAUGUUGUUCCUUCUAAAGAAGAAAUCAAGAGUGUUGUUUUUGGAAUGGAUGCAAAUAGUGCACCAGGGCCUGAUGGCUUCCCUGGUUGCUUUUAUAUAUUUGAUUGGGAUGUUAUUGAAACUGAGUUAGUGGAAGCAGUUCAGUACUAUUCAAGGAGCCAAGAAAGCAUCACAAUUCAAACCAAUUGGAUUGGAAAUUUUCAAUUGGUGCAACAAGGUGCUUUUAUUGGGAGAUUAGUUUCCACUCAACAAGGUUCUUUUAUCAAAGGUAGAAAUAUACAGGAAAAGAUUGUAUUGGCAUCUGAGUUGGUAAAUGAGCUUGAAAUAAAGAGAAGGGGAGGUAAUGUUGGUCUUAAAAUUGACAUCACUCAAGCUUAUGAUUCACUAAGCUGGAAUUUUCUCUUUGAAGUACUAAGAAGGUUUGGCUUUUCUGAAGUUGGAAUUCAAUGGUUAUGGAAUAUAUUUAAAUCAACUAGAAUUUCAGUCCUUAUAAAUGGUGGUCCAUGUGGCUUCUUUGAAGUGGGUAAGGGAUUGAGGCAGGGUGAUCCAUUAUCACCAAUUUUAUUUGUACUAGCUGAAGAAGUUUUGAGUAUAAAUCUUACUAAACUAGUUCAGAUGGGGAAAAUCCAAGCCAUUGUUUGUAGAGGAGGAUGCCAACCCACACAUUUAAUGUUUGAAGAUGACAUCUUUAUCUUUUGCAAUGGAAAUAAGAGAACUCUGGAGAAUUUGCUGAGUCUACUGAUGCAGUAUCAAAUGUCUUCUGGACAGGUGGUGAAUAAAGCUAAAAGCAAGUGCUUUGUUAGUGGUGUUUCAGAUAUCAGGAAAAAUGAAAUUGCUGAAUUUUUGCAGAUGGAGUUGUCUUAUUUUCCUGAUAAAUAUUUGGGUGUGAUAUUGGAUCCAGGGAGAGUUAAGAAAAAUUAA